AUCCAAUUUCCAAGAAUGAACCAGAAGAAUGCUGUAAUCGACCUCCACACUUAAAACAUCCGUACUGUAACGAAAUUCCUGUUCCUGACGAUGAUUACUUCUAYAGUAAAUUCAAUGUGAAAUGUAUCGAUUUUGUAAGAGCUUUUCCAUCUGUAAGACCAGGAUGUCGCUUAGGUUCAAGAGUACCAUUUAACACGCUGACAGGUGUAAUUGAUGCAAAUACGGUUUACAGCGUAACUGAAGAUUAUGCCAGACAUUUAAGAACUGGUUAUGCUGGUUUACUUCGCAUGAACCCAGCAUUUAUCGAUCAAGGAUUAAAAGAUUUGUUGCCUUUGAGACUUAAAGACCCCGAUGAAGGAUGUACUAGAGUGAACCGUUCACAAUAUUGUUUUGAUGCCGGAGAAGUUCGAGUAAAUGAACAACUCGUACUUGCUACUAUGCAUACUAUAUGGGCAAGAGAACAUAAUAGAAUAGCGAAAGAAUUAGGUAAAAUAAAUCCGCAUUGGGAUGACGAAACUCUUUUCCAAGAAGCAAGACGGAUCGUUAUAGCAGAAAUCCAGCACGUAACUUACAACGAG
This is a messenger RNA of Diuraphis noxia (Russian wheat aphid), 578 nucleotides long. Its product is annotated as chorion peroxidase-like. The record is from RefSeq and is a predicted model, not a curated record. Gene Ontology annotation, biological process: response to oxidative stress. Gene Ontology annotation, molecular function: peroxidase activity; heme binding. Lineage: Eukaryota; Metazoa; Arthropoda; Insecta; Hemiptera; Aphididae.